AGUUGGUAGAAGAGCUCACAACUUCAGGAGAACCCCGACUAAAUCCUGAGAAAAUGAAGGAACUGAAGAAAAUUUGCAAGUAUGUCUUAGGGUUCAGUAAUUCACAGUAACUGACUGGCCCACUGAGCCCAGUACACACAGGGCCCCCUGCCUGCCCCACCUGGGCGAGAACCACCCGAGGGACACACACCCAGGACAUUUUCUCAGGGCCCUGCAGUGCCCAGCUCUGACCGGUGGUCGUGGUCCUAGGGUCAGGGCGUGUGGCAUUGGGAACACAUCAGUGCACUGCUGCUGUUGCUCCUCUUCGUGCCCGUGUGCAUGGUGUAGAGAACGUGAUAUAGGAGUUCUUGAGUGCACAUACAUGAUUUAGAAAGAAACGUACGUCUUUUUCUUUGCUGUUGGACUUUGCAAAGGGAGAGACUAGAGCUUGCUGCUGGGCGAGUUGCUCCCUCUGCAUUUACAGUGUGUCUGCUCAUGUCUCUCCAAGGAAAACGCUGGCCAGGGUCUCUGCCAGUCACUCCGAGGCAGCCAGAGACUCGGGGGGAAGCAGAGGUUCCUCUUGGAGGCUGAAGCAUAGGUUGAGGACACUGAUUAUCUUGGUUCCUGUGUUUGUAAAACGGGAACUUACAGAUUGUUUAUGGUGAUGGUGUUCAUAUUUUGAUAUAAAAUUUCAGGUCAGGUUUCUUAGCAUGCCCCAGGAAAUCCAAAUCACAGUGGUUUAUGUGGGGCUGGGAAGAGGAGCAGUCAGGAGGCGCCGGAGACGUCAGCAGCACUAGGCCUUUCCUUCCUUGCUGCAGCAGGAGGCACCCAGCUGAGCAGUGCCUGUUUGUGCUGGGAGGUGUGCGUUUGUGCCGGGAGGUGUGUGUUUGUGCCACGCGGUGUGAGUUCGUGCCGGGAGGUGUGCGUUUGUGCCACGCGGUGUGAGUUCGUGCCGGGAGGUGUGCGUUAGUUCUGGGAGGUGUGUGUUUGUGCCUGGCGCUGUGUGUUCCUGCUGGGUGGUUUGUUUCAGGCUUUGCUGUAAGGCCUCAGCUCUGUGAAUGCAGCUGCAGAUGAUGCAGGUGGGUAGAUGGCCGCCUUCCAGUGAAAAUUUGUGAAUGGGCACUGCGUUUGAAGUCUGCAUCAUUUUCAUGUCUCACCAAGUAUUUUUUGCUUGUUCCAACAUUCCUGGCUUGUGGCCCACACAGAAACAGGCCAGGCCGGGGAGCUAGAGGUGGGCCUUGGGCAGUAGUUUGCAGACCUGCUCUAGAAAAGGGGAGAGGAAAGAUGGAAAGUCAGUGAUGUCCUGUGUCACACGUGUGCGGCAUCCCCGCAUGGAGAGCCUUCCUCACCCGUCCUCCCUGUGCGGGCGUUUGGGUCAGGCCGGCUCACAUCCCCAGGUCUUCAGAGGAGCAGCUGAGCCGCACCUACCGCCUGCUGAUAGCACAGCUGGCCCAGGAGCACGCCGAGAUCCGCCUCUCAGCCUUCCAGAUUGUGGACGAGCUCUUCGCCAGGUCUCACCAGUUCCGGGUGCUGCUUGUUUCCAACUUCCAGGAGUUCCUGGAGCUCACGCUGGGCACGGACCCUGCACAGCCUCUGCCGCCCCCCAGGGAGGCGGCGCAGAGGUUGAGGCAGGCAGCCACCCGGGCCGUGGAAGGGUGGAAUGAGAAGUUCGGGGAGGCCUACAAGAAGCUUGCCUUGGGCUACCACUUCUUAAGACACAACAAAAAGGUGGAUUUUCAAGAUGCAAAUGCUCGAACUCUGGCCGAAAGAAAGAGAGAAGAGGAGAAGCGGAAGCACUUGGAUAAAAUUUACCAGGAAAGAGCCAGCCAGGCGGAGAGAGAGAUGCAAGAAAUGUCGGGAGAAAUGGAAUCCUGCUUGACGGAGGUGCAGAGCUGCUUUAGGCUGUUGGUACCGUUUGACUUUGACCUUGGCCCGAGCCUGGAGACAGAAUCCCUCGGCAUGGCUCCUGGCGCGUCUGAUGCCCCCAGCUCCUCCCGCGCCGGCCAGGUGGGCCCUUGCCAGUCUGGCCCUCCUGACCCCCAGGACGGGGAGCAGCCCUGCUGCAGUAGGGACCUGCCUGCCUCUGCAGGCCAACCCGGAGUGGGCGGCGGGACACUGCCGCCCCAGGCAGCUGCGGGGGACCCCUCAGAUGAGGACGAGGACAGCGACCUCGAGGAGUUUGUGCGGAGCCACGGGCUGGGCUCGCACAAGUACACGCUGGAUGUGGAGCUCUGCUCAGACGGCCUGAAGGUGCAGGAAAACGAGGACAACCUCGCUGUGGUCCACGCCGCCCGUGACACACUUAAGCUCAUCCGGAAUAAGUUCCUGCCGGCCGUUUGCUCCUGGAUCCAGCGCUUCACCCGCGUCGGGACCCACGGCGGAUGUUUAAAACGCGCCAUUGACCUGAAGGCAGAACUGGAGCUUGCCCUGAGGAAAUACAAGGAGCUGGACAUCGAACCUGAGGGAGGGCAGAGCCGCAGGACAGAAGCCCUGGGGGAUGCGGAGGACGACGAGGACGAUGAGGACUUCGUGGAGGUGCCUGAGAAGGAGGGGUAUGAGCCCCGCAUCCCUGACCACCUGCGGCCUGAGUAUGGGCUGGAGGUGACACCUGAGAAGGACCCGGCUGCACGGGGCUUGCGGAUGAGGAUGAGGAGGGACGAGGAGGCGUCGGACCCCACCUCUGCGGCUGCUCAGCUGCGGCGGCUCCAGGACCACUUGCCCCAACCCUCGUCUGCCAGCUCCUCCAGAGUGUUGCUGGAGCCAGCGGAGGCCCAGAAGCUGGCAGCAGAGCGGGCCCGGGCGCCUGUGGUGCCCUACGGUGUGGACCUGCACUACUGGGGCCAGGAGCUGCCCACAGUUGGGAAGAUCCUCAAGUCUGACUCCCAGCACCGCUUCUGGAAGCCCAGUGAGGUGGAGGAGGAAGCGGUCAACGCCGACAUCUCCGAGCUCCACAGCCGCCACAUCACUUUUGCGGGGACGUUCGAGCCAGUGCAGCACCGGUGCCGCGCCCUGAGGCCAGAUGGCCGGCUCUGUGAGCGCCAAGACCGGCUGAAGUGCCCUUUCCACGGGAAGAUCAUUCCCAGAGACGAUGAGGGACGGCCACUCGACCCAGAGGAGAGGGCCCGGGAGCAGCGGCAGCAGCGGCAAAAGCAGGAGCGCCCAGAAUGGCAGGACCCUGAGUUGAUGAGAGAUGUGGAGGCAGCCACAGGGCAGGAUCUCGGCUCGUCCAGGUACAGCGGGCAAGGCCGGGGGAAGAAGAGGAGGUACCCCCACCUCACCAACCUGAAGGCCCAGGCUGACACUGCCCGCGCUCGCAUUGGGAGGAAAGUCUUCGCCAAGGCAGCUGUCCAGAGGGUAGUUGCAGCCAUGAACCGGAUGGACCAGAAGAAGCACGAGAAGUUUUCAAACCAGUUUAACUAUGCACUGAAUUAGAGAGCGGCGCCCAAGGCACCCUCCGCACCUCUUCUCCCUCUGCCAGUGCCUCAGGACACCAGAGUGGGUGUGGGUCUGGGCAGUGACCAUGCUUUGUCUAUUACUGUGUUUGAUGUAAAGGAAUGUAUUAAAAUGCCCUGAGUGGGCUCUUUGCUGCACCAUCUGCUGACAGGUCUGGCCAUGCCAAGAAUAGGCCCUUGAGCCUGGAGAUGUGAACCUGUGCAGUGAGCCUGUUCCCAGAGGGCGUCUGAGAGUUCUUGUGGAGCCACUGCCUGUGGUGGGGCAGAAAGUGUGUGCAGCUCCACCUUCAGGGCACGCAUCCCCCAGCCAGGAGGCCACCGCUCAGAGGAGCUCUGGGGAAGCCCACUUUUGUGCAAAUGCUGUUUUUAACACAAACACCAAGGCUAGGGAACCAUUCACUCACCUGCUUCUGUUUCUGGAUGUGCCUUUUCAUACAACGUGUGGUCUUUUGUGUGCUGAAGACUGAUACCGAGCAUCUUCUCGCGUGCCUACUGGCCACUUGUAUGUCUUUGGAGAGGAGUCUUUCAAAUCUUUUUCCUGUUUUUAGUUGGAAUUGUCUGUCUUGAGUUGUAACAGCUUUUUUUUUUGUCUUAGAGAUGGGCUUUCACCCUUACCCAGGCUGAGUGCAGUGGUACAAUCAUAGCUCACUGCAACCUCAGACUCUGGGGCUCAAGCCAUCCUCGCUCAUCAGCCUCCCAAGUAGCUGGGACUACAGGCGCACGCCACACGCUUGGCUAAAUUUUUAAAUUUUUUGUAGAGACGAGGUCUCACUGUGUUGCCCAGGGUGGUCUCAAACUCCUAGCCUCAAGCGAUCCUCCUGCUUCAGUCUCCCAAAUUGUUGGGAUUGCAGACAUAAGCCACGGCUCCCGGCCACGAGUUUUGUGUAUUGUGAGUACUGGAUCCUCAUGUGGUUUGUACAGACUUUCUUCCAUACUGUCUUUUCACUUUCUGGAUAGUGUCCUCUGAAGCACAAAAGUUCAUUUUGAUGAAGUCCAGCAGUUUAAUCUGUUGUUUUGUUGCUUAUGUUUUUACUGUCACAUCUCAGCAGCCGUGGCCCAGUCCGGAAUCAGAGAUUUGCACCAAGUUUCUAAGAAGCAUGUACAGUGUCAGCUCUCAGGUGUCGAUCUUGGCCCGCUGUGAAUGAGGCUAUGUGUGUGGUGUAAGAGCCCACGUUCUUCUGCAUCUGGAUAUCCCACAUGCACCAUUUGCAUGGUUAGCCCAGCACCAUUUGUUGAAAACAUUAUUUUUCCCUGGUGAAUUAUCUUGGCACCCUUGUUGAUAAUCACUUGACCAAAAAGGCACAGGUUUAUUUCUGGGCACUCUGUCCCAGUGACCUGUCAGCCUUACGCCUGCACCGCAAUGCGUCGGUCAGUGUGGCCAUGUUGGGGCCGGUUUCACUUUGUUCUCUUUCAAGGUUGUCUUGACCACUCUGCAUCCCUCGCAUUUCCAAAUGAAUUUUAGGGUCUGCUCCUCAGCUUCUUCAAACAAACAAACAAAAUAGGAACUGCGUUAAAUCUAGAGAUUGCUUUGGGCUGCAUCACAUCUUAAUGUUGAAUCUUGAGUCCUGAGCUUCUGACUCUCUCUCCAUUUACUUGGGUCUUUUAUAAUUGAUUUCAACAGUAUUCUGUUGUUUUCAGUAUCUAAGUCUUACACUUACUUUGUUAAAUUUACUCCUAAGUGUUUCAUUCUUUUUGAUGUGUAACCAAAAGGAUUAUAAAUGCAAUUAUAAGUUUAUUUGUUCUCUGAAUUUCAUCAUUGCUAAUACGUGGAAGUACAGCCGACUUUGCGUAUUGAUCUUGUAUCCUGCAUUCCUUGCUGAACCUGUUUCUUCUCAGCAGUCUCGUGUUCCCUCAGAUUUUCCAUACACAGAAUCAUGUCAUCUGCAAACAGCUUGCUUUCUGGUCUGGAUUUCUUUUGUUUCUCUGAGCUAACUGCUCUGGUUAGUACCUCUGGGACAGCGUUGAGUAGAUGUGGUGAGGGCAGGCAUCCUUCUCUUAUUCCUGGUCUUAGCGGGACGCUCUCAGCCCUUCACCCUUGAGUGUGAUGCUGUCUCAGGUUGAAGACGUCACUUCUACUCCUGGCUUGAGUGUUUUUGUCAUAAAGGGUUGAAUUUCGUCGGAGCUUUUUCUCGUCUGUUGAGAUGAUGGUUUGAUUCCUGUCCUUUACUCUGGUGAGGCGGCAUGCUACAUUGUUUCUCCUGUUGGACCCACCUUGCUUUAAUGGGAUGAAUUGUGCUUGUUCCUGGUGUCUGCCCUUUCUCUGUGCUGCUGGAUUGCUUUGCUAGGAUUUUGCCUCUAUGUUGAUGAGGGACGUUGGUCUGUGGUCUUCUCGUGAUGUGCGUCUGGCUUCAGCCACAUCAAUACUGACCUCAGAGACUGAGGUGGGAAGUGUUCCCUCCCCUCUUAUUUUUUGGAAGAGUUGUGAAAGAUUGUUGCUAGUUAUUUAAACAUUUGGUGGAAUUUACUGGUAAAUUUACUGCUGGGCUUUUCUUUGUGGGAUUUUUUUUUUCUAAUUCGGUAUCUUCACUUCGAGAUCUGUUUAGAUUUUCUGUUCCUUCUUGAGUCAGCUUCAGUAGUUUAUCUUUCUGGGAGUUGGUCCCUUUCUAGGUUAUGUGUUGCAGUCUGUUUACAUAUAAUUGUUCAUAGCAUUUAAACAUUUCUUUUAACUGACAAGGCCUCACUCCGUUGCCCAGGCUGGAGUGCAGUGGUGCAAUCAUGGCUCACUCCAGCCUCAGACUCAUGGGCCCAAGUGAUCCUCCCACCUCAGCCUCCCCAGUAGGUAGGAAUACAGGCAUGCACCACCACAUCCAGCUACUUUUCUUUGUCUUGGUUUGGUUUGGUUUGAGAGAGUCUCGCGCUGUCACCCAGGCUGGAGUGCACUGGCGUGACCGUGGCUCACUAGCCUUAACCUCCCAGACUCAAGUGAUCUUCCCAUCACAGCUUCCUGAGUAGCUAGGACUACAGGGGCAUGUCACUGUGACUGGCCAAUUUUUUUAAACCUUAUUUUUGGUAGAGAUGGGGGUCUCACUAUGUUGCCCAGGCUGGUCUCGAACUCCUGACCUCAAGAAAUUUUCCCGUCUUAGCCUCACAAAGUGCUGGGAUUAGAGACAUGAGCUACCGCACUCACCCCUACUUUUCUUAAAAAUUUUUCUGUAGAGAUGGGAUCUUGCUGUGUUGCCCGGAUUGGUCUCAAACUCCUGGCCUGAAGUGAUCCUCCCACCCUGACCUCUCAGCGUGCUGGGAUUGUGUCCUGUGGUUUUGGUCAUUCUCUUUCACUCCCCCAGUCAGUCCAGCUGAAGAUUUAUCAGUCGUGUUGAUCUGUUAAAGAAACAGUGGUUUUAUUCUUCCAUUCUUUGUUCUGUUGAUCUCCACUGCGGUCUUCAUCAUUUCCUUUGGAGUUUCAUUUUCUCUUCUUUUUCUUGUUUCUUAAGAUGGAAAAUUGACUUAUUGAUUUGAAAUCUUUCAACGUAGAUAGAAUAUAGAAAUCUUUCCAUUUAUAUAGCUAUACAUUUUUAUCUGAGUGCUGAUUUAUUUCAUUUCCUAAGUUUUGGUAUAUUGCAUUUUGCCUUUUUUAAAUCUCAAAGUAUCUUCUGAUUUCUCUGGUGAUGUCUUUUACCUCUUGGUUAUUUAAGAGUGUGUUGUUUGAUUUCCACAUAUUUGUGAAUUUCCGAAAUUUCCUUCUGUUACUGAUUUCUUUUCUUUUUUUUGGUUUUGAGAGACAGGAUCUCACUUUGUCUCCUGGGCUGGAGUGCAGGGCCGUGAUCACAGCCCACUGCAGCCUUGACCUCACACCUCAGCCUCCCCGGUAGCUGAGAUUAUAGGUGUGCACCACCAGGCCUGGCUAAAUUUUUAAAAAUUUUGUUGUAGAGACAGGGUGUGACUGUGUUGCCUAGGCUGUGUUGGAAAUCCUGGGCUCAAGUGAUCCUCCUGCUUCGGCCUCCCAAAGCAUGAGCCCCUGUACCUGGCCUGUUAGUGAUUUCUUAUUUCACUCCGUUGUGGCUAAAGAACAUACUCUGUAUGAUCUGCCUUCUUUUGUAUAUGUUGAGAGUUAUUUUAUUGGCGUACCGUAUUUUCUGUCCCCGAGUACUGAAGCGUAUCUCUCCUGCUCCUGUUGGGUGGCGAGUUCUUUAGAUGCCUGUUAGGUCUCUGUGGUUUAUGGUGGUGUUUUUGUCUUCUCUUCCCUUCCUGAUCUUCUGUCUAGUGAUGUUGAUGUUGAAUGUGGCCUACUGAACCCUUCAAUGGUGUCAGCUUUUGUUUGGUACAUUUCGAAGCUCUGUUGAGUGCAUCUGUGUUUCCGUGUGAUGAACAGACCCUUUAUCAUCUCGACGUGUCCUUCUCUGCCUCUGGUAACAAAGGUUGUGGUAAAGUCCCUUUCAUCUGAUACUGGUAGAGCCACUCUUCUGAUUGCUGUUUGCGUCGUACCCUUUUCCACCCUUUUAUUUUCAUUGUAUCUCUGAGUGUGAAGUGUUUCUUGUAGGCAGCAUAUAGAGGGGUGAUGUUUGUAAUCUGUUCUGCUGCUCUCUGCUGUGAGAGAGGGAUGUCUAAUCCAUUUACAUGCAGUGUGAUGACGGAGAAGGCUGGCUGUAUAGCUACCAUUUCUAAGUUUGUUUCCUAGAUUGCCUUUUUUUUGUCUUUCUUCCUGUAUUUGACAUUUAAUUCUAUUGUAACAUUGUAAUUUCCUUGUCUGUUCUACUGGGUUUUUAAAAAGUAGUUUUCUUAGGGCUGCUGUGUUACUGUAACAACUUAAUCAGGUGCUCAGAUGACUUAUGUACAGAGACUGUAGCUUUGUUUCCCGUCAGCUUCUUGGUGCUGUUUUCAUGGUACAGAUGCCACCUUGUAGACUGUAAGCCCAUCAGCAGUCUCGUAAUGACUUCUUUGUGCCGUUGUCAUUUAAGGCACGUAGCAGAGGAAAAUGUACGAGCAGAAGUGAGUUGCCGCCGUCCCCGUCGCUGGUUUUGCAGUUGUCUCGGGCGCUGUUUGUGUGGAUUUGCUUGUAGCGUCUUGGACUUCAGCCCGAGUAUUUCUUGCAGGACAGAUCUAGUAAUGAAUUCUCUAUUUUUAUUUAUCUGGGAAUGUUGUCAUUUCUCCUUCACCUUUGAAGACUAAUUAUGCUGGAUAUAGCCCUCUUGGUUGGCCCUCUUUUUCUUUCAGUACUCUAAAGAUGUCGUCCCACUGCCCUCUGGCCUCCGUGGUUUACAGUAGAAGCCAGCCACUGACCUGGUGGGAGGCACUGCCCUGUGUGUCGGUCUCUCUGGCCUCUGUGGUUUCCGGUAGAAGCCAGCCACUGACCUGGCGGGAGGCACUGCCCUGUGUGUCUUGGUCUCUCUGGCCUCUGUGGUUUACAGUAGAAGCCAGCCACUGACCUGGUGGGAGACACUUCCCUGUGUGUGGGUCUCUCUGGCCUCUGUGGUUUACAGUAGAAGCCAGCCACUGACCUGGUGGGAGGCACUGCCCUGUGUGUCGGUCUCUCUGGCCUCUGUGGUUUCCGGUAGAAGCCAGCCACUGACCUGGCGGGAGACACUGCCCUGUGUGUGGGUCUCCUUCGCUUCUGUUUUACUGAGAGUGUCUAGUUGUGGGUCUCUGAGUGUGUCUUACUUGCAGUUCUUUGAGUUUUGUGGAUAUAAAAGUUAAUAUUUUUCAGCCAAUUUGGGAAAUUUUGGGUCGUUGUUCCUCAAUAUUCUGUGUCCCUCGUUUCCGUCUUCUCCUCGGACUCCGGUUGUGUGUAUGGGUGUGGAGCUGGGCAGAGCUUUGGGGGCUUCUCUCACUCACCCUUAUUCCUUUCUCUUCUCAUAAUGGAGUGGAGCGACUCAACUCACCUGUCUUCAAGGUCAUGGAUGCUUUUGCCAAACAAAACCUGAUGUCCGGCUGCUUAGUGUGUCUCAUUUAUUGUACUUUUCCAAACUUCCAUUUGCUCCUCUUCUAUAAUUCCUGUAUCUUCACUCACAUUCUUUACUAGUGAAGCAUCAUUUUCAUACUGUAAUUCUGAGGAACAGCUUUCUGUAGUUAUUUGAACAUAUUUAUAGAAGCUGAUGUAAAGUACUUGUCUAGGCUGGGGGUGGUGGCGCACACCUGUAGUCCCAGCUACUUGGGAGGCUGAGGCAGGAGAAUCUCUUGAACCUGGGAGGCGGAGGUUGCAGUGAGCCGAGAUUGAGCCAGUGCACUCCAGCCUGGGCCACAGAGUGAGACUCUAUAUCCAAAAAGAGAUAGAGAGAGAGAGAGAGAUUAGAGAGAUAGAGAUGUACGGACAGACGGAGGACCUGUCAAGUAAGUUUAACAGAAGGGCUUAUUCAGCGGCCUUUUGAUGGCCUUUUUUCUCAUGUAUGAGCCAAGGAAGUAACAUCCUCUUUCUUUGUGGUCUCAGUAUAUUUUUUAAGACUGGACCCUUCGGUAGUGUGCUGUGCAGCUCUGGAAGUCAGAUGCCCUCUCCACGAGCCUGUUUUCUGUUGCUGUUACCAUUUGUUUAGUGUACGGACUGAUUUGAAGCGUCCACCUAGUCAGCUUCAUGUUCAGCCGGUGACUGGACAGAGGUCCUCUUCAGUGCUUUGUGCCAGUACUCCUGGUUCUGCCAGAUGCUGAGCGUGCCUUCAGCGCUCACGCAGUAGCUGCCCCCGUGCCUCUUCACUUCUCACUUGCACAUAGCCACAGGCCGGCGAGAGGUGACAGGGUGCUGCUCGGGCCUCUCGGCACACACAGCGCUGUGCUUAUGCACCGCCUUCCAUGCCUCCAAGAGUGGAGCUUCUCAGCAACCACCCUGGGCAUCUCAUUCUUGAGAUCUUCCUUUCAGGAGUUUUGGCCACCUCCUGUCUGCCCCAGCUGGCACCAGCAACGUGCAGUGUUACACAGCAGCUGCCGCUGCUUCACAGACACCUCCGGAGCCAGCUGAGCCGGGCCAAACAGCAACAGGGCCUCCGAGUGGGAUUUUUCCAGGAAGCAGCCAGACAAGUCAGAUGGUGAUGAUUCUGCAGGGGUGGGGCCUUGGGUGGCUGCAAACCGGGUCCUCCCUGUCUCCAGGCACAGGGCAUGAGGCUGCUGGUUGCAGAGGCUGCUGCGGAGCUGGGGAAGGGACAUGGGAACACUGCAAGUUAGAUGCCAUGGAGCUCCCUGCUCUUACCAGAAUCCGGCCAUUUUUCUUAAAACACUCUUGGAUUGUUACAAGCCUUCUCUUCAUCUCCAGAGCUUUGAAAAGCAGAUUUGUCAGUUACUUUUCUCCUGUCUUAUUGGCGUAUUUCCCAUUCAACUGUGGGAGCUUGUGGGCUUCCAAGUUAAGAACUUGGGGGCUGUGUGAUGUGUUGCAAAGCAUCUCCUCAGUUUGCCUUCUGAUUUUCCUUUGGUUUUGCCAUGUAGGUUUUUAUGUAGUUGAAAUGCCAGUCUUGUCUUGGCUUCUGAGUUUUGUGUCCUAGAGUGCUCUUCCCCACUCAGAGAUUAUGUUUGAAAUUUUUUCCAUGUUUUCUUCUAGUACUUUUAUGGGUUUCGUUUUCACAUUGAAAUCAGUGAUCUACUUCUAAUUUUUUGAUAUAAAAUGUGAGCCAGGAAACCUAGUUUUAAAAUUUCAAAUAGCUGCCAGGUGUCCCUGCACCGCCGAUGAGCAAGUCCAUGCCUGUGCUGACCUGGAGUGCCCGCCUGCUCACCAAGGCCUGGCACGGUGGCCCUGUGGUUUCCUGUCCCGCUGGCCACGUCAGACAGUUACUGUAGGUUCCACUCACGGUGGCUUUUAAAUACGUUUAUGUCAGAGACCCCUUUUCUCUUUCUGUCCACCUCGAGAUAAACUGGGGCUGUUGGGAUGAGAUGGAAGAGGAAAGAUGUUUUUGUAAAAGUGAAUUCAGGACUGAUUUGUUAGCUUGGUGCUUUUUAUAUCAGACCCUGUAAUGAAUUUUCCUGAAAGCUUAUUAAAAGAAAAGCCUGCGA
Molecule: messenger RNA, 11336 nt
Organism: Callithrix jacchus (white-tufted-ear marmoset)
Lineage: Eukaryota; Metazoa; Chordata; Mammalia; Primates; Cebidae
Source: RefSeq, a predicted model, not a curated record